GGGAAAUUGCUAAACACACCCUCUCCUCCCUCUCAUUCAGAUAUGGUCACUUCCGGCUCCUUAACACGACCAGAGUCAAGUCGGGGAUGUUAUUGCUGCUGCGUACUUCUUUUAAGUACAGUGUAUGAACAUGCUCAGUGGUAAACAGUCAUGCACCUUUACAGAAUAGAAUGCAUUGGUGCAAAUUAACAGACGCAUAAAGAAGGUAAAAUGAGCCAUUUGCUGCUCACAUCUUUCCCCCCUCUUGUUGUAAAUUGGUGCGAGAUGAAUCAAAGUGAACGUUCAGUCCUCUUGCAGCUCCUCAGUCCUCCUGUAGGAGGCGCAGCUCAUUACAAACGACCGAGUGUGGAGGCUCGUCUGUUGUUCGUGUUUCUCCGUCCGCUUAUUGAUCAGCAGAUUAUUGUUUACAGCGGAAGCUCCACAUCCGGGGAUGUAGAGGAGCCCGCCCCCUCCCUGCUGCUGCAGCAUCCUCUCACGGACAGACAGGUGGAGCUCCUCACGCUGCAGUGAUGUCGGUGUCUCCCGGCCUUGCCGACCUUUCCCGCCUGUACCAGACUGAGUUUGUGCGGAGCGCCCGGGCCGUUGGCGUCCUCUGGGCCGUCUGCACUCUCUGCUUUGCCAUCAUCCAGGUGGUUAUCCUGGUGCAGCCGUCCUGGAUCUGCACCACAGACGUUCGCCCACAGCAGGCGGGACCAGAGCCACCCAGCGGCACACUGGGACUGUUUGAGGUGUGCAUGGAGUCAGACUGGCCGGUCCCAGACUGUCACGGUGGUCUGUCCACUCUGUCUCCACUGCCGUCCUUGCAGUCGGUGGCGGUGUUGGUGGGGGUGUCUCUGUUGGCGGUGUGGACCAGCGUCCUCUGUCUCUGUCUCUUCAGGUUCUGCAGCGCCGCAACGGUUUACAAGAUCUGCGCCUGGCUGCAGCUGACUGCAGGUUUCUGUCUGGCAUUGGCGUGUCUUCUGUUUCCUGACUCAUGGGAGAGUCAGGAGAUGAAAGCUCUGUGCGGAGACUCGGUGGGCAGCUUCUCUCCAGGUAACUGCUCAGUUCACUGGGCCUACAUUCUGGCCAUCCUGGGAGUUCUUGAUUAUGCCAUCUUGGCCACACUGGCCUUCGUCCUCGCCAACAGACAGGACGCCCUACUUCCACCAGAUACCCAGGAAGUGACCACAGGUCUGCUGAUGACAGCAUGAAUCAGCAGGGAUGUUCGGUCUUCAUUUCUUCAACUCCGCCCGAUCUCUUCAUCCUCCAUCAUCAUCAUCAUCUGUUUCUGCAUUUCAUGGCACGACUGUCUCCUUCAGCUGCAAUCGUUCAUUGCUGCAUGAUGUUUCCAGGAGGAGUUGUUUAGUGUUGAACAGAGGAAUGUAACAACAGGAGGAAAGAGGCUCUGCGGUGGUGAGUUCAGUGUUCGGGACAUUCGGUCGCUGUUCAGUCGAAGAAAAAUGGUGAGAAAACGAGCGAGAUGGAGUAAAUCAAAGGAGAACUAAGCCCCUUUUAGACCUCCAGUUUUUAUCUUCACUCUCACAUUAGUGAUACCGUCAUAACACCUGUGUCAGCAGGCUGGACCUACCUCCAAUAGAUGGACCCUUCAUGUUUUUUUUUGUUUUUUUUAAACUAACCACUGGGAGCAAAAUGAAGUGUUGGUACUGGAUGAGCACAGUUAAUAGAUUGCUACAUAGUAACAUUUCUACACAGUGUGGCAAUCAAUCAGGACAACUUUAAAGCAGAAAGAAAUUUGUCCCACGCAUUAAAUUAAAAUAUAUUUGGGAUAUUUUGUAGAAAAAACUUAAGUCAGCAAAUUGAAGGAAAGUCUUAGAUUUCUCUCCCGACUUCCUGUUCUAUCAAGCCAUCCUUUUAGCUUAGUAUCAGCUUUAUCUUAUGGUCCAUCAAGCCUUGUGUUUAAGACAGUUUAGUAACUGUUUCUGCAGCUUUUAAAAUUUAAAAAAGUUGUAAAAGAAAGAAAGAAAAUCUGCUUUGUAGUUAAAAGUUAAAAAUCCAGUUAACAGCCUAGAGUUGAUAUGUUAAAUCUGAUAUUUUGGGGUGAAACAGUAUCCACGCCACUGUCUUAUCAUUUAGACUGGCUUUAUGUUAAUAUGAAACUUGUUAUACUGUUGCUUUUUGUUUGACUUUUAAGCUAACAUUAACUAACUAAUGGUGUUGAAUAUUCAUGUUAAACAUGAUGUUGUAAAGGUAAUCCCUGUGACUUCCCUGCAAAUUUCAAGAUGAACGUGUGGCCCAGCAGUGAUGAGAAGCACAAUUGUUAGACAGUAUUACUCUACCAUUAAAUUUGGUCUUGCUUGGCAGUUAAGUGUCCAUGUUUUGUUCGCUGAAGAACGAAGUCCUUUGCAAAUCAGUGCCACAAAUCUGUGUGCAUGAGCCAAGCGUAUUCGCUGUACUAUUUAGAGUACUCAUUUUUCUCUUAGCUCAGCCUUUAGGGACUUGUGUGGAGUACCGUUUGAAAAUAUGGAGAUGGGAAUGAGCUAAAUAGACCUACUUGAAUGUAAAAGUGACGGCAGGUCACUUUGAUGGAUUUAGGUCUGAAAAGGUUUUUAAAAAGGUUAAAAAGGAGAGGGCUGCUGUGACAAUAUGUUAGGUCUGAAGAUCAGUGGUCCUAUGUUGUAUAAAAUCAUCUUAUGUCAUUUUUCAGCAUUUAUUAAGUAAAACAUUGUUUUAAUCAAAGUGGUUAACCUAGCUUAGCACAAGCACUAGAAGCAAGGGAGACUGUUGGCUAGCAUAGCCAGAUUUAUCUUAAAUGUGUCCUAGAUAGCAGUAGCUUCUACCAGUAAUGUAUUCAGCAUGAAUAAAUGUCUUAUUUACAUUGUAUAUCAUAUUAUCAAGCAGUUUGUCAUUAGGAGUCAGAAUGAAGUUACCAUUAGCUUUAUGAUAUACGCCUAUGCUUCCAGUCUGAUUUUUAGCUAGGUUAGCUUGCUUUGAGUUAGCUACAAGUUCAUUUAGAUUUGUGUUAGCUUAAGGUGUUUAAAUGAAUAAAGUGCUCCUACAGGAUUAAUAGUACUAGAUGGAUUGUUAGUAUACAUUACCCUUCAUGUCUAGCUAGCUUCUUUAGUCAACUAAACCUCUUUGAUUCCCUUUCUAGCUAACACGCUUAAGCGCUGCAUCUGAAAUCAUCUAUUCAUUAGGAUAAAAUCUAAAUUAUUUACUAACCAACAACUUGUGCAAUAACCCUUCAGUCUCAAUGUAAAUGAGCAGUCGAGGUCAGAAGUUUAUAUACGCUCAUCUGUAAUGAUUUCUUUGAAAUGUUCGUUUCAUCAAAUGAUCAUACAGCAUACGUCUUUAAUGACUGUUAAAACAUAAGUUUGAAUUUAUUUAUUGUUUUUCCCUAAUCUACAGAGUCAUACAGGCUCAUAGUUGACCAAUCGUCUUGACAAAAAUGACAGAGUUCAUAUAUAUUGGUUAGGACCUUAAUGUUAGUCUGCUUUAUCCAUCCCAAAGCCAGUUUUGUUGUGUGUUUGCUAGAAUGUCCAGUUGUGUCCAAGUCAAUCAUUUUGAAAUGGCAAUUCUUCAUUAUUCUAGUACCACUGGCAGCAAAACAGCCCCAGAGCACAGGUGGUACAGUGUUCUUAGGUUUGAAAGCCUCACUAUUACUCCUCCAGACAUAUAUCCCUUAUCAUUUUUGCCAUAUAGCUCAAUGUUUGUGUCAUCUGAAAUAGAAUUUGUCUGUUUGAGCAGCAGCAACUUUCAGAGGAGCUUGAAGGUGUUGAUUUUGGGUGGGGGUUUCUUUCUUGGUAGGUAGCCUCUCAGUCCAUGGCAAUGUAAAACUUACUCCACUGUGGACAGUGAUGUUGGUGUACCAGUUUCUAGUCCAUGGCAGGCUUGAGGCUCUUGGGUUGUUCCUAAACAUCGUAACAUCCUUGACUAGGGCUUCUCAAGUUUCUUUUAGCAGGUUGAUGAAGAUUAUACAAAAUCUUUUAAGUGUUUGUUACUAUUUGAGCCUGUAUCUAUACUUUUUGAAUUAAGAGCAUUUUCUUUAAUCUUUAAAGAUGUAUGCUGGACAAUCAUCCCACCCUGUAAAAAGAGCAGCUUAAAAAAGUAAAUAAAAGCCCCAAAUUACCAUGACAUUCAUGCACACAAGUGUGUAUAUAAACCUGUAAGAGUUCACUUUGGUAGGCAUAAACACACAUGUGAAUGACAUACUGUCACACAUACUGAGUCUGUGUACGGGAGUAGGUUAGAGUUGGGUAUGGGAUUUCAGAUGCAGCGCGGUUCUUUGUGCUAAGCUCAGCUAACCACAGAGAUAAAACUGAUGGAGAGCAUUAGUGUUUGCUGUCAGCAUGACCUUUGACCUGUAAGGUACAUGAAUAAAUGUGUUCCCUUCUGUGUUUAAAAUGUUUUUGUUGUUAAUGAGAUUAUGCUGUGUCUUUAUUAGAUUCAGUUUAACUUUUUUUUUUUUCCAUAGACCAGACGUGUUUAUUAGAAAACAGUUUUUUGGAAUGAUUCAAAAGUUUUUCUGUUUCAAUGUUUUAUUAAAAUGUAACAAAGCUGUUAAGUGGAAUGAGUUAUUUCUGUACCCUGGAUUUGACUUUUCCCAGAAAUGGGAAGUUGAAAAUUAUGUGAUCUGGACCUCCAAAGGUUUGAUGAACAAAGUUGGGAAAGACUUAACCUAGUUAAUUUACUUACCUGAAACAGAA
Messenger RNA from Pelmatolapia mariae (spotted tilapia), 4643 nucleotides. RefSeq names its product LHFPL tetraspan subfamily member 4b (gene lhfpl4b). The transcript has 7 exons. Lineage: Eukaryota; Metazoa; Chordata; Actinopteri; Cichliformes; Cichlidae. The record is from RefSeq and is a predicted model, not a curated record. Bases 510 to 1190 code for a protein of 226 amino acids. Gene Ontology annotation, biological process: sensory perception of sound. Gene Ontology annotation, cellular component: plasma membrane.